Messenger RNA from Aspergillus luchuensis, 804 nucleotides. RefSeq lists its product as uncharacterized. The transcript has 2 exons. The coding region runs from base 1 to 804 and encodes 267 amino acids. The record is from RefSeq and is a predicted model, not a curated record. Lineage: Eukaryota; Fungi; Ascomycota; Eurotiomycetes; Eurotiales; Aspergillaceae.
AUGGCCCUCCUCGCAAAACUCACCCUCCUGACCAUCCUCGCCCGCCUCUUCAUCCUCCGGCGCUCCCAAACCCUAACCGUAUACCUCACCAUCGCCCUCACAACAAUCUACUACAUCACCAUCCUCUUCAUCAAGAUCUUCAUCUGCAACCCGGUUUCCACAUUCUGGACGUCGCCCAACAACCCACACAACCCUAACUGUCUCUCCGAGGGGGCGGUGUUUCUCGCUGAUGCGAUCAUGAGCGUUAUCACAGACCUGGCGAUCUUACUACUGCCCAUCGGGUUGAUGUUCCCGUUGCGAUUAGGCGUGGUCAAGAAGGUGAAAGUGGGGGCUAUGCUGGGGUGUGGCGGGUUGGCUGUGGGAUUUAGUAUUUAUAGGGUUGUGCUGGUGGUGGGCGUGGGCGUGGGUGGGUUGGGGGAUAGUCAGGUAUACGCUAGAAUACUUUUGUCGGGGAACGCGGAAGGAGGUUUCGGGCUCAUUUGUAGCUGUAUCCCCGCGCUGCAUAUCUUAGUCUCGAGGGUGAAGGCGAAGAUGAGGAAGGGGUCAAGGUCUUCUGCUAUUGCGUCUGGGGAUGGGAGUGGGAGUGGAAGUGGUGGGAAAAAGAGGGAUAGGGGUGUUUCGAGUAGUGGGGGCACGGCGGCGCCGAUUGUUAUUACCAGUUCGCCGGAGGAUGUGCUUCAUGAUCCUGGGGGGUUGCUUGCUUCGUGUGAUGAUGGUGAUGAUGUAUAUGAUCAGAAUGAAGAAGGGGAGGGGAGGGGUGAGAAGAAAGACAGCAGGGAUAAUAGGGAGGAAGGCUGGGUGUAA